Molecule: messenger RNA, 2435 nt
Organism: Schizophyllum commune H4-8
Lineage: Eukaryota; Fungi; Basidiomycota; Agaricomycetes; Agaricales; Schizophyllaceae
Exons: 4
Coding region: 121-2361 (746 amino acids)
Source: RefSeq, a predicted model, not a curated record
UUACAAAUCGCUUCUCUCUAGCCCCUUGCGGUCCAUUUGGGCGGCGUGAUACCUCGUGUCAACACCGCUGAGCCUGCCUUUCGACGAGAAGACCAGUGUUCCGGACCCUCAGGCGUAAUUAUGCGCGGACGCACCGUGGCUCGCAUGAAAUACGAAGAUUUCGUUGCAAAAUUUAUCCCGACGGCGGAGUCCGCGACUACAAAAGUCUGCUUCCAACUGGAGGACGCCCUUAGAAGUACGGAAGCAUCAUGCUCGCCCUUGAUCAGAGAAAUCAGCACAAUCUUGACAAGUCAUACCAUCCUGAACACCUCCGCCCAUCCUUCUGAGUCUGAAGCGGACCUUCUCGUAUACUCGGGCGCCUAUGUUCACCUGCAGGACUGCACGCGAUACGCGACUGAAUACCACCUGGCGUUCGACAUCUUUGACAGCGCGGUGGUCGACGGUUCCUUGGUACCAGGGACCACCGAAAAGGGCAGCGAUGUUCUCAAGCAAGUGUUUGCGCAUCUCGAAAGCAUGCACAAUCGCCAGCAUCGCCUGUUCUCGCUCUUUCUCUUCGUCAAUGCCGAGUACUUUCGCGUCAUUCGCAUAGACCGGGACGGAUGUAUUGCUUCGGACAAGAGGCUAUGGCAGAAUACCGACAAGUUCCAUCCUCUGGACGACUUUCUUCAUCUAUUCGACCACCUUUCUCUCGAGGAGCAGGGGCUAGACACGACCGUGCGCGAGGUUCCGCAGGAGGACACCGUCUUGGAAGCUCGCGCCCGCGCUGCCCUCGAAUCAUAUGUUCCUCCGCACAAACGGGAGGGGCCCAUUCUCGGGAUGAAGGUGCCGAUCGACGCAGAGGCAAAGUCUGGCUGGCGCUCUUUCUACGUUUGGGCGCCUGAACGUGAUGCGUGCGGUAUCUGCACCCGUGCGACGCUGAGCUGUCCUGCAUGGUGCCCAAGAGAGAACAAGGUCUUCUUCCUGAAGGACUCGUGGCGACCUCUGCACGCAGAGCACGAGGCCGACGUCAUCAGGCAGCUCAACGAGAACGGCGUACGCUACUCGCCGACACUUGUAUGCGGUGGCGAUCUACCAGACCAGCAGACUGUCACACAUCUAUACAUCGUUCACAAGCACAACGUCGGUCAAGACACCAAAUGCCGUCCGCGCGUCCAUCACCGCUUGUUGGAACAUUUUUAUCGUCCGCUUUGGGAGUUCAAGUCCUCCAAGCAUCUUCUGCAUAUCUUGGACAACGCGUGCACAUGUCAUCGGGACGCUGUCGAGAAGUGCCAAAAGCUUCAUCGUGAUCUCAGCUUUCGCAAUAUCAUGUGGGACGACGAGACGCAGGAGGGCAUUCUCGUCGACUGGGAUCGGUGUGCACAGACACCGACGCCGGUUGACAUGGCCAAAGACCCUUGUCUCAAUCCUCUAGCUGAACUUCCCCGGAAAUCGAGCCGCUCUGAACGCACGGGAACGUGGCCGUUCAUGUCGUCUAUGUUGCUAAAGACACCUGGGAAGCUGCAUACCGUGCAGGAUGAUCUCGAGUCCCUAUUCUGGGUCGCCCUCUACAUAAUCCUCCUAUAUUUCCCUUGUGGAGAUAUAGACGUUGUCCCCAUGAUCGACAGGAUAUUCUACGAGAUCGAGACGGACGACGGGACAGCCAGAGGAGGCUCGAAGAAGUAUGAUUUCCUCCUCGCAAGAGGAUUCGCUGCUUUCUUCGACCUUCCAGACAGUGUCUCUGAACCGCUUGCCAUCUGGCUCAGCAUGUAUUGCGGCAUGCUCAACGACUGGGUCCAGCAUCACACCAGUCUCUUGGCUCUACGCGAGCAGUUGACCGCCCUCGAAAAGAAGCAUGGGAAGGGCGUGGACCGCUGGGGUCGAAGUGCGCGCCUUCGAAAGGCCCUCGCUGAAAUCGAGCGUGCUCGGCCUGAUCUUCGCGGCUACGAGGAACUGCAGAACCAGUGGAAGGCUAUUGUAGAGCAGGGCGAGGAGGAGGGGUUGUUUAUCGAGAACGACCGCUUCAACGACGACGUCCAUCAGCAUCCGCCGGAAUAUGUCCUCAAAAUCUACAGGGCCCGGCGCGCAGUCGCGACCGAACAGAAGCGGUUCGACAAUGCGCGCGCCAACCAGCAGGCUAUCGCAGUGCGCAGACAGGGCAGUAGCAAGCAGUUGGCACAAGGCGUCCGCCGGAAGCGCGACAGCGACGAGCCGCAGACGGGCAGCUUGCGUAGCACGAUGCGCCUAAGUCUAGGGCAGUCGGUCGGCCUAGGCGAAGGCGAUGCUGAUGAUGCCCGUCGGCGUCCUACCAAGCGCCCGCGUAGACCCGCUCAGAGCGACAGCGGCGGUGAAGCCAAGGGCAAGGAAAGGCGCACCGGGGACUGAGGAACGGACUUCUCUGUGACUGUUGUUGAGGACGAGCUGCUCCAUUAGCCUGGUGACCAGCCCCUCUUUGCCUC